Molecule: messenger RNA, 1657 nt
Organism: Manihot esculenta (cassava)
Lineage: Eukaryota; Viridiplantae; Streptophyta; Magnoliopsida; Malpighiales; Euphorbiaceae
Product: phosphoglucan phosphatase DSP4, amyloplastic
Exons: 12
Coding region: 603-1508 (301 amino acids)
Biological process (GO): protein dephosphorylation; starch catabolic process
Cellular component (GO): chloroplast
Molecular function (GO): carbohydrate phosphatase activity; protein tyrosine/serine/threonine phosphatase activity; starch binding
Source: RefSeq, a predicted model, not a curated record
UUUUAAGAUAAGAUUCGUUGGUAAAAAAUAGAUUUGCUACUAUUGAGACUCUGAUUUUUCUUCAUGUUUCAGGAAAUAUCAUGCAAGCCUUUCCUUUUGCUUUUUGAAUAGGACAAGAUAUUAUAUUUUGUGGAAUAUUCUUUACUGUGCUUGUCCUAUCCUAUCUCACAAUUUCUUAAUUUAUUAUUUUGUACAAAAUAUUUCUGAACUAUCUGUCUACUUUGUCGUGCUCUCUUAAUCGUCCAUCAUAAUUAACCCAGUUCGUUAUUUAUUCCAAAAGCUUCAACAUUUCAGGCAUUUAAAAUUUUAUUUGUGCAAGGCUGAUCCAAAACUUCAGAAGGGAAAAAAUCUAUCCUGGCCUUUGUUUUGCUAAAAAAUAAAGGCUGCCCCCUCACCUUUACACAAAAGCUCACUUUACCAUCUCCAUUUUGUCUUCAUCCUAUUUACUCCAAAUUUCAAAUGCUGGAAUAACUUAAUCCCUGCAAGUAACCUGUUAUAUAAUUGAAGAUUGAAGGGCGAUUUCUGGUCCUGCAUCUAGUGCUGACACAAGUGGUGCAGAUGUGGAGGAGGACAAGGGAAAGUCUGAGAUAUACAGUCAUAAUAUGACAGAAGCUAUGGGUGCUGUUUUGACCUAUAGGCAUGAACUAGGAAUGAACUUCAACUUCAUUUGUCCAGAUUUGAUUGUAGGAUCAUGCCUACAGACUCCUGAAGAUGUUGACAAGCUUCGAGAAAUAGGAGUGAAAACAAUAUUCUGCUUGCAACAGGACCCAGACUUGGAAUAUUUCGGGGUAGAUAUCAGUGCCAUUCAUGAGUAUGCCCAGAAAUGUGGUGAUAUUCAGCAUCUACGUGCAGAAAUAAGGGACUUUGAUGCAUUUGAUUUACGGAUACGGCUUCCAGCAGUGGUCUGUAAAUUAUAUAGAGCUGUAAACCGAAAUGGAGGUGUGACAUAUAUACAUUGCACUGCUGGGCUAGGAAGAGCUCCUGCUGUUGCAAUGGCAUACAUGUUUUGGGUUCAGGGCUACAAACUCGGUGAAGCUCAUGAUUUGCUUCUGAGUAAGCGCUCAUGCUUCCCUAAGAUGGAUGCUAUAAAAAGUGCCACUGCUGAUAUACUUACAGGUCUUAGGAAGGGGCUUGUUACACUGACAUGGAAAGAUGACAACUGCUCAACAGUGGAAAUUUCUGGACUUGAUAUUGGAUGGGGCCAGAGAAUUCCUUUAAAUUUGAAUGAGGAAGAGGGUUUGUGGACUCUGGAAAGGGAAUUGCUGGAAGGACGCUAUGAGUACAAAUACAUUAUUGAUGGUGAAUGGACGAUUAACGAACAUGAGCUGUUUACUGCUCCCAACAAAGAUGGGCACGUCAACAAUUAUAUUCAAGUUCUGAAUGAGAGUACUGAGGGCAUCAGCGCAGCGGUUCGCGAGAGGUUGACCGGUGAUGAUCCAGAUCUAACAACGGAUGAACGGUCGAAAAUACGAGAGUUUCUGAAAACUCUUCCUGAUGAUGAUGAGUAAAUUGAAAAAGAUAAGGUACACCAGUCUACAUAUAAAGAUGUAAUGAAAUGUUAUAUCCAUAAAUGCAUGCUAAAUUUUUGCAAGUGUAAUAAAUCUCAAUGAAGUCAUAUGUUGAAUAAAAAUAGCUAUAGCAAUUUUAUGUUGAGCAA